Messenger RNA from Hippopotamus amphibius kiboko, 4932 nucleotides. Its product is annotated as collagen EMF1-alpha-like. Bases 1 to 1680 code for a protein of 559 amino acids. Lineage: Eukaryota; Metazoa; Chordata; Mammalia; Artiodactyla; Hippopotamidae. The record is from RefSeq and is a predicted model, not a curated record. The transcript is spliced from 7 exons.
AUGGAGGCAGCAUUUCACAAGUUCAAGAACCGAGCCGACGAGAAAGAAAAGGCCAAGGGCAGCGCCCAGCGCGGGCUCGGCUGCGCGCCACCCCCGCCAGCGCCCGGCCAGCGCCCGGCAGCCGGACGCCCGCGGACCCCGCGCCAGGCUGGGCGCGCUCACGGAAAAGGGCUCUUCGCUGCACCCGGGAAACGAGCUCGACGGAAGACGGAGGCGGGAGUGGAACUCGGGAGGGAGCGCCUUCCCCAGAGGGACGCCGAGGGCGACCCCGCGCACAGCCGGGCGCCGCGCGAGGCCGGAGCUCGCGGGGUUCCAGGACCACCCGCCGGCCAGGCCUCGCCAUUGACCCCGGAGCCACCGAGAGAGGCGGCCUCCGCAGCGCCUAGAGAGGCCGCACCGCGUCCGGGCCGCCCACGGGGCGGGUCCUCGGGCCUCCGCGCGGCCGGUCCCCGCCCCGCUGCCGCCGGGCGUCACCCCGCCGAGGCGGGGCCUGGCGCGGGCUGGCGAGGGUCUUCGUGGGCGGCGGUGGCCGCCUCCCCGUGCCCCUGCGCCGGCGUGUGCGCCCCUCGGGGGGCGGCGGGCGGUCCGGGGCGGCCGGUAUGGAGGGCCAGCGAGAGCGGGAGGAAGGGGUGGUCGUCGCCGCGUCCGCCGCCCCCGCCGGCUCCCCCAGGGCGGCACGUCGGCCGGGGCUCGGGAAGAGCUCGGCAGGGCGGGGGGCCGGCGGGCUGGUCUGGGGCGAGGCCCGAGGCUGGAGGCGGGGGCGGGUGGGCAGCAGGCGCCGGCUCGGGGGCGGAGAGCGCGCUCAGCUGCCCACGGGGUCGCGGCCAGCACCCCCCGCCCCGGGGAACAGGGCCCCGCUGCCGCGGGACGGAAGCCCAGCGUCAGGUCGUCCGAGUCGGCGCCGACACCCACAUCAUCAAGGAAAACAAAGCCUUUUCAGUGUGUCCUCAGAGGCUGCAGCUCACGACCACAGGUCCCAGCUUGUCCUUGGCCUCCUGUCUUGCUCCAGCAUCAGACCACCUCUUCUGGGAACUGACCCAUAGAUCUGACUGCGCUUGGGAAACGACUCCUGUGAGCCCCAUCGGGGUCCUUUGCUGGAUGGCAGGAGGGUGUGAGGAGACCGGGCCCUCAGCUGUCCACACAUGUUGUCCAGGAGGAGGUGACUCCCUAACUCUCCAGGCUUCCAGUCUCCCGGAUUUCCUUUAUCUGCAGCAGGCAAAGCAGAGGUUUUUCCCUUUUAGCUUCUUAUUCUCGAACAUUUCAAAGACACACAAAGGCUGUGCUCACUGCCAUCUUGGCUCAGGUCACCCGUGGGCUCUGAUUACAGGACAGGAUCUGCUACAAAGCCAUGAAGACCAGGGUCAGAAAGCACUUGGCACCCCCAACCCUGACCCCCACAACUCGACCCCAGGCCGGGAUAGAGGCAGAUUGGAAGACCCUUCCCCAGCUUCUACUCACCAGAGCAUGUGGGAUCUUCCUGGAGCUGGGAUCGAACCCGUGACCUCUGCAUUGGUAGGCGGAUUCUUAACCACUGCGCCACCUAGGAAGCCCCUAAAGUUGUAUUUUUUGAAUUUCGAUAUAAUUUUGUUUUAUGAUUAUGGAAAACUUACAUGGUUCCAAAGUCAAGUUUACAAAACAAAGUACAUUCAGAGGUCUUGCUCCUCUCCCUGUUCCCACUGACCUUGUACCGUCACAAGGUCAGUAGCCGUUUAUUAGUAGCCAUUUAUCGAUGCUAUAGUUUCUCCCUCCAUUUCGAAAACUCUGAGUGAACCUCAAUGAACAGUAGUUCUGCCCCAACUGCCCUGCAUUUUGGCGUUUUUCCCUUCACGGUCCUGGCGAUCUCUCCUCUGCAGAGUCUAGGGAUGUCCCUUUCUCCUCUCAGCAGCUGUAGUCGCCUCUGUUGUGAAUAUGCAUAGUGUAUUCAGCCAGUCUGCUAUGACUGGACAUCUGUUGCCAUUUAAAUUAGUGCUAUAAUGAGUAGCUUUAUAUAGGUCUGUUCAUAGUUUUGCAAGUUUAAUUUCAGGGUAGAUUCUAGAAAUGGACAUUUGUAAUCUGUUUUUGCUGUAUGUUGCCCAGUUUCCUUCCACAGGGUUGUAGGAUCUUGCAUUUCCACUGGCGAUGUUUCCUCACAGCCUUGUGGACCAAGGGUGUUGUCAACUAUUUGGUAUUUUGCUAAUCUGAGAAGCAAGAAAUGGCAUCUUGGUGUGGUUUCCUUUCGCAUCUUUCUUGGGGGUGAAGUUGAGCAUCUUUUCAUAUGUUUAAGAGCCACUUUCACUUGCUUGUCUGUGAACUUGCUUGCUGGUCUCUUCCCUCUGAUUUUAGAAGCACUAUUAUGUUUUCUUUUUUCUUUUUAAGUUCCAGAUCAACCUUUUCACUGAAAUAUUACAAUCGCUAAAGGCGUCAUCAUCGUCAUUACCAUUAUAAUAAUCAUCUAAAGACACAGGUGUAAGAUAUUAUACCAAACAUAAAUCAUGUUUUAGGAAACAAUAAUCUUUCCCUACAUAAGCAUAUAUGCAACAAAACUUUCUGAAUUGUGCACCCAAGUGCAAACCAUUCUAAUAUAAUAUCAUUCAUUUAUGUUGUAUUUUAACUUUUUCUAUAAACUAAAUUAGAUUCUAAAAUACUGUUUAUUGAGUUCUGACCAUGUCUGAGGCACUUUGUAUGAAUUUUCUCGACAACAGUGAAAUUAGAGAAUAUUAUUUACAUAUAAUAUUAUCAACAGAAACUGAGCAUUAUGAAAUUUAACAAACUUGUCACAGAAAUUGUAAGUACUAGACCUAGAAUCACAUCCUACAUCUAACUAUGAAAUCUAAGAAGCACUAUUAUGUUAAUCCUUUGUAACAUAAAUUGCAGGUUUUUAAAAGCUCUGUUUUUAACACCAAAUUAUUUAAGAUUUAACAAGUUUUAAUACCAACUCAUUUAAGAUUAAAAAUUGGGGGGAAAAAAAGCCCAUACAGUCUUUUUUGAUGCAACCUGAAAAGUUACAAUAGGAAUCAAUUUGAGGGCUUCCCUGGUGGUGCAGUGGUUAAGAAUCCGCCUACCAAUGCAGGGGACAUGGGUUCUGGUCUGGGAAGAUCCCACAUGCUGCAGAACAGCCAAACCCAUGUGCCACAACUACUAAACCAGUGCUCUAGAGCCCGCGAGCCACAACUACUGAGCCCACACACCUAGAGCCCAUGUUCCACAACAAGAGAAGCCACCACAAUGAGAGGCCCAAGCACCGCAAUGAAGAGUAGCCCCCACUCUCCACAGCUAGAGAAGGUCCGUGCAUAGCAACAAAGACCCAGCAUAGCCAAUAAAUAAAAAAAUUAAAAAAAAUCAUUUUGAUGCCAGAGAGAUGGUUGUAAAGAGGAGACUUCAAAAUCACUUUUAACAUAUUCUCUAAACCGGAUUUCAUCAACUUUCAUCAUUCACUUCAUCCCCAACCUAAUUAAUGUGCACAGCUGAGGAUACUUAGAAACACCCUGUUCAGAGAAGAGAAAUGGAAAUUUCUUAGGGGGAAAUACACUAUAAGGCUACAUUGAUCUUUAAAAACAUUUGACUGCUGUGUCUUUUCUAAAGGUUUUAUUGUGGUAUAAAUUGCACAUAUUUAAUUGUUCACUUUGAUAUAAAUGUAUGCCUGUGAGACCAUCCCUGCAACUGAGAGACAAUGAACAUAUCCAUCAGCCCUAAACACAGGCCCUUUCCCAUCGCCUGCAAGGAAUCUACUGUCCCUUUAGCUCAGUUUGCAUUCUCUAGAGUCAUAUAUGUGGAGUCCUAGAGCAGUUAUUAUUUUGGGGGUGGGUGGGCCUGGCUUCUUUCACUCAGCAUAUUUAUUUUGAGAUUUUUUUUGGAUUGCUGCAUGUAUCAAUAGUUUGUCCCUUUGAGGGGGGGGGGGCAGCGUAGCAUUCCACUGUAAGAAUGUAUCACAAUGUAUUUACUCAUUUACCUGUAAUAGACAUUGGGUUGUUUCCAGGUUUUGGCUAUGGCAGCUAAAACUGUUGCAGAGGUUUUGAAGAGGAAAAUUAGAAACUUGCACUCAGCUAAAAAUAACUCCAUGUUCCCUCUGCUUUUGUAAAAUAUGCUUGCUGUGCCCCAGAAAACAAAAACAGGAUGACUUAGCAAUCAAAUGUAACCAUAGGAUGUUUUGCUAAAUAUGGAAUGUUUCACACCUGCUCUUGUAAGUUUCUGUUUGGAAACAUCUCUGCUCUGUAAACCAAGUAACCAAUCUACCAAUGCUAACUGCAAACAUGUGCACAGACUCCUAUAAAAGUAAAGCUCACUCUGAGCUCAGGGCCCAGAACAUUGGAGCGUUAGCUCGUCUGUGGCUGCUGGUUUAGUAAAUCUGAGUUCUCCAACCCUCCGGGUGUGUCGGACCGAUUUCUGCAACAUUUCAUUUAUGUGUCUUUGUCUGGACCUGUGUUUUCCUUCCUCUUGGGUAAAUAUCUAGAGGGGCAUGGCUGGGUGGCAUAACAGAUGUAUGUUUAACUUUCUAAGGACUUGCUGACCUCUUUUCAAAGUAUUUUUAACCACUUCAUAUGCCCCAGCAGAUGUGAUGUUUCUCCACACACUGCUCACAUUUGGUAUAGUCAGUUGUUUCCCAAAUCAGCCAUUCCAGUGGGUGCAGAGUGGUGUCUCUCCGUGGCUCUAAUUUGCAUCACUGUAAUGCUCAGCAUUGUUGGAUAGCUGUUCUUGUGCUUAUUUGCCGUCUCUAUAUAUUCUGUGGUGAAGUGUCUGUUCAGAUCUUUUGCCUGUUUUUUGUUGGGUUAUUUGUCUUCAAAUUGAGUUCUAGGGGUUCAAGUCUUUUUUUGGAUAUAUGUUUUGCAAAUACUUUCUCCCAGUUUAUGCUUUGCCUUUUCAUCUCAUUUAAUUUCAAGGAUCAAAUGUUUUAAAUUUUAACAAGGUCCUAUUCACUGAUUUCCUUCCUUGAAAUUUCCUGCCUUUUGUGUCCUA